UAUAUAUAAAAUGGAAACUCCAGAAAUAUUUCCAUUUCCUUUUACACCUUACAAAAUUCAACAAGAUUUUAUGAAAGAAUUAUAUAAAUGUAUUGAAAAUGGUAAUAUGGGAAUAUUUGAAAGUCCAACGGGAACAGGAAAAUCAUUGUCAGUCAUUUGUGGUGCCUUAAAAUGGUUAUUAGAUCAUGAGCAAUUACAGAAAGAUGAACUUAAUUCUAAAAUUACUGAUUUAGAUAAUAAGAUUAAAAUGAUUGAAGGUACAUCCAAUGAUUGGUUUUCAUGUCAGACCGAACAAAUGGAAUUUAAUCUUACAAAAAAAGAAUUGCAAUCUAAAUUAGAUGUCAUUACUAAAUAUGAAAAGAAAAUUCAACAAUAUAAAGAAAAAAUUAAAAAGAAAAAUACAAAGGGAAAAAAGACAUAUACCAAAUUAAAAUCUAAUCCUUCUGAUACACACAUAGAUGAUAAUGCAUCGAUUGAUACAGAAAAUGAUGAUAUUGAUAAGGAUUUAUUAUUGUUAGAUGUAUUAUCAGAUUCAGAAAAUUCAGCAGAAGAAGAUGAAGAAGUGGAACAAGCAAAUUUUCAUACAAAAAUUUAUUUCUGUUCAAGAACUCAUUCACAACUUUCUCAAUUUGUUAAAGAAUUAAAGAGAAGUCCUUAUUCAGAGAAUGUAGCUGUAGUUACAUUAGCUUCUAGGCAGAAUUAUUGUAUUAAUAAAAGUAUAAAGAAAUUAAAACAUAUUAAUCUUAUCAAUGAACAAUGUUUACAAUUACAAAAGAAAAAAAUAACACGUAAAGAAGAAAAACAUAUUAAAAAAUUAAAAGUAACAAAUAGCUGUCCAUUUUUAUCAGGAAAUCAGGAAUCAUUGAUGGCUGAAUUAUUAUCAGAAAUUCAUGAUAUCGAAGAAAUUGUUCAAAAAGGAGAAGAACUUAAUACUUGUCCAUAUUAUACAGUAAGAAAAUCUAUUCAAGAUGGUCAAUUAAUAUUAGUACCAUACAAUUCUAUUUUACACAAGAAUACAAGAAUUAGUUCAGGAAUAAAUUUAAAAGGAAAUGUUUUAAUAAUCGAUGAAGCACAUAAUUUACUAGAAGCUAUUGAAAGAAUGUACAGUGCUUCAAUUACAGGAAGAAAUAUACUUCAUGCUUAUAAUCAAUUGUCACAGUAUCAGAAAAAAUAUCAAAAUUUGUUUAAUGCUAAAAAUGUACUUCAUUUAAAUCAAUUAAGCUUUUGUUUGAAAAAGUUUUUAACUGUUUUUGGAGCUACAACGAAAUCCCUUCCAACUGAUAAUACCAGUGGUGAUUUAACAUCUAAAUUAUAUACAAUACAAGAAUUUGAAAGAACAACUGAUAUUGAUACUUUAAAUAUCUUUGAUUUAAUAAGUUUUGUAAAAAAAUCUAAACUUAUUAACAAAUUAAGAGGUUUUAUAGAACAGUAUGGUAAUGAUAUUAAAAUUCAUGAAAAUAAUAAAACUAAAACUGGCAUAACUCAAUUCUUAAAAUCAAUUAGUAAUGUUAAUAAAGAAGAAAACGUCGAAAGUACAGAAGUAGUACAAAAUGAAGAGGAAACAAGUAGUCCAUUAACGUUAAUUCUUAGCUUUUUAGAAUGUUUGGAAAAUAAUUGUGCUGAUGGUCGUAUAAUUGUUAUACCUGGUCCUACUAUUGGAAAAGGAAUUUUAAAAUUUCUUUUAUUAAAUCCAGCAGCUCAUUUUCAUGAUGUUGUAACUGAAGCCAGAGCUGUAAUACUAGCUGGUGGAACCAUGGAACCUAUAUCUGAAUUUACUGAACAAUUAUUUUUAGCAGCGGGUGUUGAAUCUGAACGAAUUUUAACAUUUUCCUGUGAUCAUGUAAUACCUCCAGAAAAUAUUAUAUCCAACAUCUUAUUGUCUGGUCCAACUGGAGUAGAAUUUGAAUUUAAUUUUAAAAAUAGACAAAAUACAAAACUAUUAGAUGAAUUGGGAAGAAUGUUAGUAAAUUUCUGCAACAUUAUACCAGCUGGUAUUGUAAUAUUCUUACCAUCUUAUGAUUAUGAGAAUAUAGUGUACGAGCAUUUAUAUAAAUCUGGUGUAAUAACUAAAAUUCGUUUAAAAAAGCAAAUCUUUCGUGAACCAAAAUCAACGUCACAAGUCAAUGAUGUUUUAGAACAAUACUCACGAUGUAUACAUUGUCCACAAAGUCCACAAAAUGGAUCAUUAUUAUUUAGCGUUAUUGGUGGCAAAUUAAGUGAAGGAUUAAAUUUUUCUGAUGAUUUGGGAAGAUGUAUUAUUGUUGUUGGAAUGCCAUAUCCUAAUAUUAAAUCAACGGAAUUACAAGAAAAGAUCAAAUAUUUAAAUGAAAAUGUUAAAUCAGACGCUGGACAGAAUUUCUAUGAAAAUUCUUGUAUGAAAGCAGUAAAUCAAUGCAUUGGACGAGCUGUACGUCACAUUAAUGAUUAUUCAAGUGUAAUAUUAGUUGAUAAACGUUACCGUAAUAAAAUGAAGGCACUACCUCGAUGGAUUCAACGUUCAUUAACAGUCAGUCAAUCAUUUGGAAAUACAAUAAGUAUCGUAGCUAAAUUUUUUGCUGCAAAAAAGAAGAAAACAUAG
Messenger RNA from Polistes dominula (European paper wasp), 2578 nucleotides. RefSeq names its product ATP-dependent DNA helicase DDX11. The record is from RefSeq and is a predicted model, not a curated record. Gene Ontology annotation, biological process: nucleobase-containing compound metabolic process; establishment of sister chromatid cohesion. NCBI's taxonomy places the organism in Eukaryota, Metazoa, Arthropoda, Insecta, Hymenoptera, Vespidae. Gene Ontology annotation, cellular component: nucleus. Gene Ontology annotation, molecular function: DNA helicase activity; ATP binding; hydrolase activity, acting on acid anhydrides, in phosphorus-containing anhydrides.